Messenger RNA from Castor canadensis (American beaver), 965 nucleotides. The record is from RefSeq and is a predicted model, not a curated record. Lineage: Eukaryota; Metazoa; Chordata; Mammalia; Rodentia; Castoridae.
GUUAUGGCCUCCGCUGCCACAGGGCCAUCAUCACCAUCUGCCGACUCAUUGGCAUCAAGGACAUGUACGCCAAGGUCUCCGGGUCUGUCAAUAUGCUGAACCUCACCCGGGGCCUCUUCCUUGGGCUCGCACACCAGGAAACCCAUCAACAGCUGGCUGACAAGAAGGGUCUCCAUGUGGUGGAAUUCCGGGAGGAAUGUGGUCCUCUGCCCAUUGUGGUUGCCUCCCCCCAGGGGGCCUUGAGAAAGGAUCCAGAGCCAGAAGCCGAGGUUCCAGACGUCAAACUGGACUGGGAAGAUGUGAAGGCCAUGCAGGGAAUGAAGCGCUCUGUGUGGUCAGGAUUAAAGAGAUCACACACCUGACUUUUGCUCUGGCCUGGUCAGCCAGUGCCUGGUGCUGUCCAGCACCCACCAGAAACUGCCCCUCCAACGUUGGCAUGUUCCGCUACCCCUCUUUUUUGAGGACUUCAGUCUUCUUUAUUUACAAUUAAAUAUUAUAGCUUUGGUUAAUUGAACACAUAGUAAACACCAGUUAGUGGGAUAAGAACUUCACAUACAUAUCUCAGUUCAAGACUCAGUCUAAGUAUUGAUCCAAAUUGCUGAUUCAUCCAAAAUGACUUUUUAUUAACUUUAUUUUAUGGAGCAGUUAAAAAGUAACCUGACUGCAUUGAGGCACUACCAAACUCUUCCACAGCAGCUGGGCUGUUUUAUGUUCCACUGGGGCAUCCCAGGUUUCACCACAUCCCUGCUGCCCGCCAGCAUUUGUUCUGUCUUCUGAUGAAGGUCAUCCUAGUGGGUGUGAAAUGGCGCCUCAUUGUGUUGUGGCUUUGUGUGCUUUUGGCCAUUCAUUCGUAGGUGUUUUUGGAAAAAUACCUAUUUAAAUCCUUUGUCCACUUAAAAAAUUUGGUUAUUUGUAGUUUUUAUUAUUGAGUUGUAAUAGUACAUUCUAGAUUGAAGCACCUUAAC